CGAUAUAAUUUUGGAAUUACAUAUAUCUAAAACAUACUCGAUCGGUGAUUAGUCUCCGUGGAAUACAACAUCUUGCAAGAAUUUCAGUUGCUUUUGAGGACUUAGAAAAUGAUGUAUCAAUGGCGUCAAUCCUAUCAUCGUUAUCAAUCUGCUGUACUGAUGGCAAUAGCAAUAGUGUUAUUACUACUGUUACCAGCGGCGAUGGGAGAUGAGAAUUCUAGGUCAAUUAUAUCUAGAUUCCAGGAAUACCUCAGACCGAUUUCAUCACCUCCCAAGCCAAGUCCCUCUCAUUGGACUCCCAAAUUUUGGAGUUGGUACCGGGCAAGCCACUUGUUCUCCUCAAGUGGGCCGGCAAUAACCCGUCUGAGUUCAACAAGUGGGACCACCCCCCUUUCGAUGCCCGACGAGGAAAUUGGCGGACAUGACGGCGCUGAGAAGUUCGCGUUGGGAUUGGCUUCGCCCACUCAAAAUUACAGGGUGUUCUACGGAGAGAGGUGCCCCUGGUGGCUUGUAUUGAAGGCUACACUUUACGACAACACUGCCAUGGAGAAUUUACUCAAGAGCAUCGAGACUGUUCGGAGAUUCAGGGCCUCUCAGUUUGAUCUGGUGAAAGCUGGACACAAGGCUGAAGGGGAGGUCAUUUCUGUUAACAUGGUCUUCUUGAAAGCUGGAACUCCUUCUCCUACUGGUUUUGUCAUGAAUUUGCAACCAUCAGAAGCUCAAGCAGGUUUUGAUAUCCGGGUCCCACCAACGGCAGAUGUAGUAUCCUUGGAGAGACGAAUUGCAGAGGAAUGGGCGCCUGCUACUCGUAAUAUGACCUUUGAGUUCAAGCAGAAGGGAUCUACAUAUAACAAGUUUGGAAAACAAAUUCUUACAGCAUUUGACAGUUCAAAUCCUUGGUGGGCUCUUUUAGAAGAUGCAAUAAAAAGUGCCGAUGGGGAACUUGGAAAACCUGAGAUAUUUCCUGCUUCAACAGAUGCUCGCUAUUUCAGGGAACUUGGAUUACCAGCAAUUGGCUUUUCUCCUAUGGCAAACACACCAAUUCUACUUCAUGACCACAACGAGUUCCUGAACAAGAAUGAGUACUUGCGGGGGAUUCACAUGUACGAGUCAAUAAUCAAAGCUUAUGCAUCAUACGUUGAACCUACGAAAGAUGAAGCUUCCAGGGCGGAGUUGUAAGGAAGGGAAGAAGCUGGAUCAGUAAAGACAAACCAGCAAUACUUUCCCCACUGAGCACCUCUGUAUGAAUUCCAACUUUUGAGUUGAGUUUGCUUUAGGCCCUAAUCAAUUUGUAAAGCUUGUUGGCUGACAACUAUUUGGACUCGAUUAUAAUACAGUGGCCGACUAGUUUCAUUAAAUUAUUAUAACGAUUUUGAUAUUUUCACCA
Messenger RNA from Erythranthe guttata (spotted monkey flower), 1387 nucleotides. NCBI's taxonomy places the organism in Eukaryota, Viridiplantae, Streptophyta, Magnoliopsida, Lamiales, Phrymaceae. The record is from RefSeq and is a predicted model, not a curated record.